AUACAGAGACACAAAUGGUCUGCUAUUCUCUAUGUGUGCGAUAAUCUCGCCAUAUUUCCUAAUGAGAGACCCCCUGACCUACGAAACUCUUCCCAAAUCACUCAAAAAGAUGUGACAAAAAGGGAGCUCAGUAAUAUUCUCUUGCACUGGCGUACCCACGAGAUUAGGGAGGAGCAGCUAUUUAUCUGGCCAUACUUUACACCGACCGAUAUACCUCCCCCCGUUAUUCCAUGGGCUACCCACCAUGCUUCAACUCCCGAUCACGAUAAUCCUAUCACGUACCGCAAAUUCACCCCUGGAGAACGCUCGAACCUGUUGAGAGAACUCGCUGCUUCCAUGACUUACCAUUCUGCAUCUCACGUUGGCAACCUACACCGUCUUCUUCAGAAACCGUUGGUCCACGAUCACAAAGAUGACCUGCGCAAAGCAUUAAAGCAGUCUAAUGGGGAUGCCUUGACCUAUGUUUGUGCAGACAUCGACCGACUUCCUGCAAGUAAGUUCAACAAGGAUGUCUUGGUAGACCAAUUGAUGUUAUGG
Lentinula edodes (shiitake mushroom) is the source of this 537-nucleotide messenger RNA. RefSeq lists its product as uncharacterized. Lineage: Eukaryota; Fungi; Basidiomycota; Agaricomycetes; Agaricales; Omphalotaceae. The annotation marks the transcript as partial. The record is from RefSeq and is a predicted model, not a curated record. The transcript is spliced from 2 exons.